Molecule: messenger RNA, 1743 nt
Organism: Selaginella moellendorffii
Lineage: Eukaryota; Viridiplantae; Streptophyta; Lycopodiopsida; Selaginellales; Selaginellaceae
Exons: 8
Coding region: 375-1688 (437 amino acids)
Molecular function (GO): zinc ion binding
Source: RefSeq, a predicted model, not a curated record
CGAACCUUUGAGCUUUUCUUUGUCCGCAUGUGAAUCAUGCCAUAAGCGAUGUCUGCCAUUGUCUUGUUGCUGUUGAUUGCUUCACUAGCUCUAGUGGGACUCCAAAUCGAUUCUUUACCCUUUGUGCAUCACAAAAGAGGGAGAUAGGGAGGACACUGGAGCCCAGGGAAAUGAUCCGCCAUAGUCCCGCAAGAGCUAGUGGCGCCACUGGUGAUCCUCGCGCACGAGAUUACCAUGCCAAGUCGCAAACAUUCUCCUCAGGUAAUUGGCAUCUCCAGGAGAAUGGAGCCUCUGCUGCUGCUAAGCAAUCGCCAGGAGCGCCACUGUUAAUCCGGCUGGUGAUGAAAAUCUCUAGCCUAGCCUAAGGGAUCAUCAUGGAAGAUAGAGCUACUGUAGUUCAUCCUCAAGUUUGCGAGAUAGAGAUUGACAGACCGGUUGCUAGCGAGAAACGAAGGCCCAGCUUGAAGCUCGAGAUACCCUCCAAGCCCGCGGAUGUUCCCGGGAAACCUCCGGCGGCGACGCCUACGCCGAGAUCGAGUGGCAAGAAAUCCGUGCAGUUCCAAACUUUCAGUAAUGCUCUUCCGCCGCAGCCGCCGCCACCGCCAUCCAUCUCCAACACCCCAGGAGCAGCAACACCCCGAUCAAACUUCUCGCUCAUGCGGCUCCUCACGCCCCGCUCCGCAAGAACAGUGUCUCUUCCAUUGCGAUUCACGCUAUCGUCUUCUUCGUCCGCGUCUCCGUCGUCUUCUUCGUCGACAGGGGCCGCGGCAGUGAGUCCAGAUGCCAUUAGAGAAAAUUUGAUCUCGUCAUCAAAGGACAAGCAGAUCAAACGCUCCAGGUCGGCGCUCGAUGGUCACCAAAAAGAGAAGAAGCUCACCCGGCUUUACUCCGGAACGUUUCUCGUCAAGCCGACCACUCCUCGUCCUCGUCCCCGGGAAACUUCACAAGCAGACGACGGAGCCCAAGACACUGACCAUGCCAACGACACCCAAGACGGCGAGGACGAGGAGAUCCCCGAGGAGGAAGCAGUGUGCCGCAUUUGCCUGUGCGAUCUGGGCGAGGAGGGCAAGACGCUCAAGCUCGAGUGUAGCUGCAAAGGGGAGCUGGCGCUGGCUCACGAGGAGUGCGCUCUCAAGUGGUUUGGGAUUCGAGGCAACCGCGAGUGCGAUGUUUGUGGCCAGGAGGUCGUCAAUCUCCCCGUCACGCUCGUCAGGCUCCAGCAAAACCAAAACAAUAUCAACGCUGAAACUCAAGGUCUCCAGCAAGCUCAAAUGGCGCAAAUGAGUGCUCUCAACAGGAUAUGGCAUGACGUUCCCGUGCUCGUCAUGAUCAGCAUGCUCACGUACUUUUGCCUCCUGGAGCAGCUACUGGUGAGACGAAAGGGCCCUCGAGCAUUGAUGCUAGCUCUGCCAUUCGCCGUCAUGUUUGGAAUGCUCACUGCCAUCACAGCAUCAACGCUUGUGAGGCGGCGUUGUAUGUGGCUCUUUGCCAUCUUUCAGGUCGGUUUUGUCAUACUAUUUGCGCAUGUUUUCUACAGCUGGAUGAAGUUGAACCCAAUCUUAUCAAUUUCGCUGGCCGGUUUUGCGGGAUUCGGAUUGUCCAUGAUCGUGAAUGCUCUCCUCCUGGAAUGUUGGAGCUGUAGAACAAGAGCAGCGCGACAAGAAGACGCAAGCCAAGAUAUCGUGUAAAUAUGUACUGUAAUUCUCACACACUUGUUUUGUGAUAGAACAAAAUGUAUGCAUC